GUUUGAGAAGCAGACGGAGCCGCGGCGCCCGUGACAUAUUUACUUCUAUAUUGGUGUUCGGAUUUUUCAUUAUACAAAAAAAAAUACUUAUCAUCAUUAUUGGUUGGAUUUUUUGGCUUAUUAGCAUGUCUUCUGAGCUAAACUAUGAUUUCCAACAAAAACAUUAGUGAAAAAGCUGCCUAUUUUUAUAAUAUGGGAGUAGAUAAUCCAAAAAUGCUGAAAUCACCUAUUUAUUCUUCAGCCCGAAAUGUGGUAGGACCGUGAAGUUAGCCGCGCACGGCCAAGAGUAAGGGGAUUGCUUUCUCAUAAAUAUCGAAAUCCCGCUCAUUUCCGCUAUUCAGGUUGAGGUUACUAUAUGCUUUCCCGCCAUAUAUUUACUGCCGAUUUUAUUUAUAAUCGUCAUACAAGAGAAUCGUUGUGUUUUUUUAAUCUGGUCUGGCUAAAAGAAAUUCAUUUUUAAAGUCCAACAAUUCAGUGCAUUCACUUUAUAAAAAUGAAUUGUAAUUCUUCUUAAACAACCGAUGAGGAGAUGGAGUAUUUGGAAGAUCGUGAUGUAACCACAAUCAUUGUGGGGUAUGUCGAUGCAAUUACUGCUCCUGCAAAAGCUCCUGGCAAGAACGAUUUAUUAUUUAAAUUUGUUGUAUCAAAUGGAAACAGACGCAUUCCUAUUCUUGUAUGGGACGUAGAUCUUAUCAAUAAAUUAUCUAAAGAAAUUUGUUCUAGCAGGGUAGUAAGUAUUAAUGGUGGCCACUGUCGAGCUGUUGCCCCAUCGAAAAUCAAGGACGAAAGUAAUUUGGUCCCAUUUGAAGUAAUAAUAAAGGAAAAUACAGAAGUUUCUUUUUUGGGCUAUCACAACUUACAAAAUCAAACGACGAAUCAACUUCAAAAGGCCACUUUUGAUAACAUACACACUUUAGAAGGACUAAUAGAAAUUUCUGGCUACAUAAGAACGAAGUUUUCGUUAUUGCACAAUCGUAGUGGCCAUAUGACUUAUGGAUUAGGAGCAAUCACCGAUGGGAUUAAAAAAAUCACUGUUCAAGUGAAACAGUUUACGGAAUGUGAGGUUGAAAUUGGAGAUUAUGUCACUGUUACAGGAAUAUUAAAAGGCCAAGACUCCCUUGUAACAAUUUUUUGCGAUAGCAUCAAUAACAUAAAGUUGGAUGCUGAAAAACCAGCUUUAACAGCAGCAGAAGUUUAACGUGGUAGCCGACCAGUUAAACGCAUACGCACAAGUGACAAAAAAUGUUGAAUUACAUUUAAAAUAUUCCAUAUAUUUUGAGUUCUACGGUUAAAAGCUAUUAUUUAUUGAUUAUUUAAAAAAAAAUUACUGUUACAUAUUUCAUAUGUUCUGAGUUUUACGGUUCAAAGCUUUUAUUUAUUACUUUGCUUUUAUUUUAUACUAUUACAAUUUUGAACUAGAUUAAAGAAGAAUAACAAAUCAUAAGACUAAUUACGUACAAGUUUGGUACAAAAUGUGAUUCAUAGUUUUAUGACUGUGAUAUUAGAAACAUAUUUUGAUAGUUAUUCUUCAGACUAAAAAUAUGUGAUACUCGUGUUUAUCGAAACUAAAAUAAUUAUAUAUUUAAAAAGUCAAUACUCUUAUUAUAACAGUAUUUUCAUAAUGUUUAAUUAGUUUCAAAGAUUAAUAUAUAAUUAUGAUAUUUUCAGUUACACGCUAAAGUAUAAUGACUUCAAAGACUAAUUGACUUAAGAUUUUCAAUUACAUGUUCAAGUAUUUAAAUAAUUUAAAUGACUUUUAAGACUUGUUACAAGAAGAGAAUUGUAUCUUUUAAAGAUAAAGAUGACUCCGUAAACAAAAGUAUAUUUGUACUUUUCCAGACAUAUGAGCCAUAAUGUGCUUUUCCAAAUAUUUUUUGUUAACGUAUGUUCUCUUACAAUAAUUACAUGUGUAAACAUUUUUAGGAUGUUGUGAGUUUACAUGUUUUUCCAAAACAUCUUUUCUAACAAAAGUUUUAUUACAGAUAUGACAUGUAAAGUUACAUAGAUCAGUAUGUGUCAAUCUAUGAGUUUGUAGAUGUUGAUUUUGGGAGAACUUCUUAUUACACUCAUUACAACUGUAAUUUUUCAAACCUUUAUGUAUACUUUGAUGUACUUUUAAUUGCCCAUUUGUUUUGAAACUUUUUUCGCAUAUUAAGCAUUUAAAAGCUUUCACAGUAUCAUGGAUCUUGAUAUGCACAUUUAAAUUUCCCAUUUGAGUAAAACUUUUUUUACAUAUAGUGCAUAUAUGUGGUUUAUUUUUUGAGUGUAUUCUUUCAUGUAUUAUUAAAUCUCUCUUUCUUUUAAAAGUUUUUUCACAAGAAACACAUGUGUACAGAACAUUUUCAGAAUUUUUAUCGUUUUCCAUAUUUAAACAAUAUUCUUCAUGCAGGUUACUUGAUUUUCAAAAUAAAAAUUUUAUUUAAAUCUGUUCCAGAUUGAUUCGUGUAUCAUACUGCCUACAAAGUUAAUUAUAUUUUAGGGUUAGGGUUAUACUUAUUUCGUACAAAUUAUUAUUCUAUUUUAUUAAUAUACGUGACUUACCUUUAUUUUACAACGUCUAACAUUUGUUAAAAAAUGUUAUAAAUUUUUUAGAGCUACAUAAAUAGCCGUAUAGUUGAAGAAAUAUAUGAGAAAGCAAUCCCGUGCGCCGUUGAUGACAGAAACUUAUGGGAAAGCAAUCCCGCGCGCGGCUCACGACAGAAAUUUAUGAGAAAGCAAUCCAUGCGCGAUUUGGAUGCGCAGUUGCAUUUUUUUGGACUCGCAUAUGUAACCGCGUAUAAAGAAGUAUACGUGACGUAUCUGAGCGUGAGAACAACAAACAAUCAACGUGUUUAUGUUGAUAACAAAAAAGCUUGUAGAGUAUACAUGGUUUGGAGUUAACAGCUUAUUAAGGAAGAAUAAAAGAUUUUCAAGAGUACAUAGCUUACAUGGCUUGGAGCCAAUAACUUUAAUAAGGGAGAGAGAAAAGAGCACCUGGCAAAUAACAUGCAACUUCAUUUUUACUUUCUACAACAUUCCACCUGUUGAUUUCCAAUUAUUCGGUGCAAGUCAACGUUCAUUUUAGCAAAAACAGCUAAAAUUUGGAUUGAAGAAUAACGGUACUCUCUAUGUCCUACAAAAUACAAAAUUGUUUUCUGUCUUUGAAUAAAGCUAAUGACUAUAAUAUUAAUGAAGUGUGAUAUUUAACAUCCUAAGUAAUUAUAACUGAUUAUUGCAGUUUAGUGAAAUUUGUUAUUAUGACUGAUCAUAGUAUUACUGAACUUUGAUAAAAUUACUGUAAUAAUUGUCACAAUGUAACAAUAAAAUAAAUAAUUUCAAUUUUU
This is a messenger RNA of Nasonia vitripennis (jewel wasp), 3323 nucleotides long. RefSeq lists its product as uncharacterized. The record is from RefSeq and is a predicted model, not a curated record. Lineage: Eukaryota; Metazoa; Arthropoda; Insecta; Hymenoptera; Pteromalidae. The transcript has 7 exons. Bases 530 to 1198 code for a protein of 222 amino acids.